AUGAGACCUCGGGGUAGAGAGCAGGAGACGGCGACGCCGCCGCCUUCUUCGCCGCCACGGCAAGUGAAGGGGAGCCUCAGCAGCAUGGUGGUGAUGCCGGACAGCGCCGCUGACGGGAGCGGAAAAAGUGAAAUGGAGAACGGCGACGCGCGUAACUCUGGUCGCCAGCCUGAGGAGUCGGCGGAGCUUCAUCACAACCGUUCUCAAAGAUACUCUGAUGAUUCAGGUCUGCCUCUAUUCUACGUUCUCCUGAAAUCCUUGAAAACAUGAAAUGUUCGAUAUUUGUUGGCGAACUCUCGAUUGAUUCGACUAUGUGUUCAUUCGUGUUUCGCCAUCUGCGCAUAUUUUCUCUUGGUUAUGUGCGCUCUAGUGGGACUCCAUGCCAAGCGUUUACGAAUUAUGUGAAAAAUAUCUAGGGUUUUGAAGCCUAUAUUUCUUUUGGUUCCCUCGUCAGUCUUAAAUAUUUGGGGAUGAUAACCUUCGAACCGUACCUUUAGUGUUCUUGUAUGUAAUCGCAGCUUGCCCUUGGACAGUGAUAUGCUAUUUAGAUAUUCAUAUCCUUCAAAACUUCGUUUGCGUCUCUUUCGCAAACAUAUAUUUACUUUGUAUUUUAUUCCUUUCUAACUAUCACGAUAUUUUUUUCCUGUUUUGUAAUUACUCAUGUCAAUAACAUCUUUUUUGGGUCCUGAUCGGUUCUACAGAUCACCUUUGCCUUGGUGGCACUUCAGUUAGCUAAUCAUAGGGAGACAAUAGUGCAUGACUGAUUGACAUACUGUUCCAGUUUUACCCAUGAUGCAACUGGUUAUCAUUAAUCUGGUAUCUACUAAUACAGUGCCGUGUUUUCCCCAUAUACCAAUAUUUCAAAUGGAUCUAGGCGUUACUAUUUAUGUAGCAGUCUCUAUGAUUUGGAGUAUUCCUUUCAAUUCUGUCGGCAUUAGUUUAUUAUAAAUUACAACCUUGUGCGAACUGAUCAUUGUGGCCUAAUUUUGAGUUAUGCUCCAUAUAAAGUCAGAUGUCUGGCCACUUUAAUCACAAUUUGAGCAUGAACCUUUGUCUUGUUACAUCUUUCAGAUGUCUGGUUUGGACCCGAGAAUAUUGGUUAAGAAUUUUUUGUCACUACCAUUGCGGGCAUUUCACACUUGGGGAAGUAUGUGGUAAACAGAGAUUUGGCGCCAAUAUUGGAUGUGGGAGAGAUUUGGGUUUGACUGGUCAACCAUGGAUAGCAGGCAUUCAAUUUGAAUGAAUGUUACUCACAGGGGAAUUUUGGGUGUAUGGUAACUGAGAAACUCCAUGUUUAUGCAAGGAGAUAGAUGAUUAAUGAAUGCAAGAGACAUUCUUCUGGUUUUUUUCUCUAGAAAGCUUGGCCUUGAAGUUUAGGGAGAAAAGUCUGUAUUUGGGUUUCUGUUUGGAUUAAUGCUAAAACCCAGAGGAAUUUGGGGUCCAUGAGGAGUGGGAGUACCCAAGAUUUGUCAGGGCGAUGGAAAAAUCAAGAAAAGCAGAGGGAUCCUUUCUGGUGUUUCUUUCCCAUGGAGGUUGGCCUUCAAGUAUAGAAAGAAGAGUUCGACUUUUGAUGUUGUUGGAGUGUGACAACUAAUCGUUUCAUUUCGCGUUACUUCCGACUUUCAGGGUUGUUGAGGUGUGAUGCAAUUCUGCAAUUGCUUCACCAUAAGGUUUUCAGUGAAAGCUCCAUCUCAUGCCAGAUUUUAUUCAUGUUGGAUGAGGCAUCGCCACUUUCUCAUGGUCUUUCUGCCCUUCGAGUUCACAACUGCUACAUGGAACAAAUUAACAAGUAAUGUGAAUAUGGAUAGAUGGGAUUCUUGUGUGCAAUGCCAUGGUUCAGAUGGAGAUCUAAGGAUAGGAGGCUUGUAUUGAAGCCCUCGGUUGUUAAGCUACACGGGACUGAUGGACAAGUAUCUGAACGUGACACGUGCCAAACUUCCACAGAAUUGUUAUACUAGGUUCUUAAGGCGAAGAUAAUGCAAAAAAGUUUGACGAGGUGCCAACAAGGUAAUAUAUCCUUGAUGGACAAUGUCUUGCCACUUUCAAAUGCACAGCUGAUUCCUCUUCUUUAACGGGUGGGUAUCAAAUGGAUGCUCCUUGAACUGCUGUUAUGGAUACUGCUGUCAAUUUGCUUUUCUAUUUUUUCUCUCAAGGUCAUGAGUCACAUCUCCAGUUGGGUUACGUACUGAUUGAUGGCAUUUCCAUUUUUGUGUUUGAAAACUGUUUUAGUCAUCUUAGAUCGUUGGACUACAGGAGAGAGCACAUUGUGGUCUGAAAUUAACAAAAAAAAUCUUGGUAGAUAAUGGGCCAGCAACCACUGACUUGGCACUAAUCAGCGGAACCUACAAUAUUCAAUGGCCCUGGUACGUGGUUUGUUUCAGAUCCAUCCCAUGGAGGUGAUCCCAAGAUCCCAACAAGAACGUUUCCAAAGAUGUUUCCCUAAACAGCCAUCUUGGGUAACAAAGUCGACUGUGGCAUCAAGCGGAAUUGUGCCAAACCCUACGGAAGUUGCAGUCGGUCCUCAUGGCAGUGAUCUAGUGAAGAUUUAUCUAUAUGUGGGGACAAGCUUUUAGCGACAAGGAAGCCUGACAAAUCAACCCACAGACGUAGGUAAUGAACUGCUUCAGAUACUAUUCUUUCCUGGAUGCAUAGGGUUUUUAGCUGCGGUGCAUGGAUUAGAUGGAUUAACAACUGGAGAAUUGUGAGAUAUCUUGCUCCUUUUAACAACGGUAUGGAUUAGUCGCACUUGAAAACGACGACCCCAUUAGGCUUCCUGUUGCAUGUUGCGGUCCAUCACCAUCUAGAUGCCCGGAUGGCCGUGCCCGGUGGAGUUGCAGGCAGCUUCUUCUCGGAAGUCCCCUUGGUCGUAGGCUUGUGAAUGAGCUCUGGAUGUGGGUUCCUUCAGUUGUUGCUCCUUGAAUGGCUCUCAUUGCUCCCAUGCCGUGCUUACUCUUCUUAUUUUCAGGGUAUGGCACUCGUGCAGGUUCUCUGUUGUCAACCCAGCAUAAGUCAAAGUACCACAACCACCACUAUGGGCGAGAGGCCGACCAGUCGCCGCAUCACCGUCGCCGAUCCCCAUACUCGAGGCGGCCGGAGGGCCGCCACUAUGACCUUGAAUUCCAUCCACAGCGGGGAGGGCAGCACGGCCGCCUCUCCCCUCCCCUCAGGAGGUUACCAGAUCACCGGCGGUACGAUCAGGACUACGACCAUGUGGAGCGGCCUCGUGGCGGCGGAUCCCCCCUGCGGCGGCGGAGCUUUGAUCGGCACCCGUACGAUGGCCCCGAGUUUGACCGUGGCUCUCCACCCCGCCGGCGGCCAGAGCAUCGACCGUACGAUUAUGACUUUGAUCAGCCACGGGCAGAGCACAAUGGCCGCGAAUUCUGGGACGACAGGGGUGGCAGUGGCAGUGGCGGUGGCAGCAGGUUCCGAGACGUGUCGCCAGGCUAUGGACGCGGGAGGGGCGGGCGGAGCUUCCGGAGCGGUGCGUCCCCCCCGACGUACGGCCGCGGAAGGGACGGCAGCAGAUCUCGUGACCUCUCCCCUCCGCCGUAUGGGCGCGGCGGCAGAGGUCGCGGCGGGUUCCACCGCGACAUCUCACCACCUUUCGGCCGCCAAAGGGACGGAAGGCCCUAUGGCAGAGGCCUGGACGACCGUGGGCCUGAAGGCGGCGCCACCAGGAACGAUCCAAACUUGGCUCCCAGGGCGGGGGACUGGAUCUGCAAGAACCCUCUGUAAGUUCCCUUCUCCUCCUUCCUUCUUCCUUGGUUUCCAUGUUCGAAGUCUCUGUGAUGCCCUGUUUUCCCUUGUUUCAGAUGCGGGAACCUGAACUUUGCUCGCCGGGAGUACUGCAACAAGUGCAACAAGUUUCGUUACGAUUUCGCCGAUGGCGGCGGCGGAGGAAGCCACUCAGGGAUGCCGCCGGCAAGGAUCUCCGGCGGCCCGCCACCGCCACGGAGGGACGCCGGCAGCUUCGAGUCCCCCCCGCGCGGCUGGGGGAGGGACGGGCCCAGAGGGUCACCUUUCCGAGGCCCCAACCCGCAGUUGGGGAAGCCGGACUACUACGAGGAGGCGGCGGGGAGCUUCAGAGGAAGAGACCGGAUCGACAGGGCGCCGCCGCCGCCUAAGUUGACCCGCGAGAGAGGGUACGACCAGCGGCCGCCGCCAUCCCCCCGCGGCGGCAGCCGCUGGGAGGAGCUCCGGGAGAGGAGCAGGUCGCCGCCGCCCAAGGGCUUUGGUCGGAGUUCGUACAUGGGUCGAGGCAGGGGAGAUCGCUACCGGGCCUGGCAGGAAUGA
Messenger RNA from Spirodela intermedia, 4293 nucleotides. Lineage: Eukaryota; Viridiplantae; Streptophyta; Magnoliopsida; Alismatales; Araceae. The record is from the annotation of a GenBank genome assembly.